Aphidius gifuensis is the source of this 2634-nucleotide messenger RNA. RefSeq names its product transmembrane protein 47. Bases 492 to 1178 code for a protein of 228 amino acids. Gene Ontology annotation, biological process: cell-cell adhesion. Gene Ontology annotation, cellular component: cell-cell junction. Lineage: Eukaryota; Metazoa; Arthropoda; Insecta; Hymenoptera; Braconidae. The record is from RefSeq and is a predicted model, not a curated record. The transcript is spliced from 4 exons.
AAGCAGUGUAGUCAACCUACUUGUACUGUAAUUUUUUUCUCGUCAAAUUAAUAUCAAGAUUGAAAAAAAAAAAAAAACAACAAAAUGACCUAUAAAAAACAAUUUAAUCAACACUAAAUUAAAAAACUUUUGAUAAUAAUUUAAAAAAAAUAAAACUUGUGAUGGGAUUUAUAGAUAUUAAUAAAUUAUAGAAGGAAAAAAAAAAAAAAUUGAUUGAUCGUUUAAAGUUGGGUGAAGUGAAAUAGAAAUAAAAAGAUCUUUUCGUUGGUUUCUAAACGCCUCACCCUCGAGAGUAUAGUUGUGCGUUUAUUUAUAUAUGGCGGGGUCCAGAGGUGUCUAUGACGUGCCAUAAAUAUAAAUAAUAAUAUUGUUAAUUAAAUUAUCAUAUAUAAAAACCAUACCGCGAGUUAAAAAAAAUAAAUAAAAACAAAAAAAAAAAAACGAUAAUCAAAAUUAACAAGUAAUUAAAAUAGUCAAUUAAAUAUAUCAUAAUGAUCAUGUACACAGUUGCUGAUGAUCAUAUGGGGGAUAAUGACAUUGCCCAGUUGAUUGCAUUCAUAUGUGGAGUUAUGGUGAUACUUUUGAUGAUAAUUGGUAUAUUAUCACCAGAUUGGUUGUUAUCAGUUGGCUGGAGACAAGGAUUAUUGAGUCAUUGUUGGGAAAGAGAUGCACCAAAACCAUUACCAUUUAAUUUUCCAACAAAUGAACCAGAAGGAUGUCUUCCAGCAAGAAAAGUUACAUAUAUUGGAAUUGCAUUUUGGUUUUGUAUCAUCUGUUUAAUCACUGAUAUUUGUGCAACAAUUUUGACACUAAUUGGAUUGAGAGUUAAAGAAAGACAAGAAAAAAUUAAAUGGUAUAAAUUUGCUGUUAUAUCAAUGGCAUUAUCUUUGAGUUUUUUGCUUGGUGCACUUAUUAUUUAUCCAGUAUGUUUUGCAGCUGAACUUAAUUUGGGUAAUCGUUCACUUUGGGAAUUUGGCUGGGCUUAUGGUGUUGUUUGGGGUGCUGCUAUAUUUUUAAUUGGUGGAAUUGUAUUAUUACUUUGUGAUAAAGAAAGUGAAGAAAUUUAUUACAAAGAACGUAAAGUUGUACGUGAAGAUGUUACUGGUGGUAAUGGUUCAAUGCUUGGACAUGCUAAUAAUCAUCAUGGAACUUUAAGAAAUUCAAAUCAUCACGCCUAGUGGCAUUGUACCCUGCCCGAUGUUGUUCUUUAGGUGAUUUUAUUAUUAUUUUACAUCAUCAUUCAUCGUUCUUUAAUUUGUUUUUUUUUUCUUUUUAUUUCGAACAACCGCACAGUAAUAUUCUAAAAUUUUGUGACGGAUCAAUAAAUUAAUUGAUUAAUUAAUAUUUAACAAAAAUAAAAAGAUUAAUAAAAUAAAAAAAGCCACUGCUGCGCCAGGUCAAAUUUAAUAAAUUAUUCUAUUUAAUUAUUUUCAAAAAUAAAAAUAUUUUUUGUUGAUAAUUCAGGCCAGGUUAUUGUUUUAUAAUUGACAAUUAUGGGAUCACCAUAAAUCGAUUAUUUUUCUUUAGUUUUUCUUCAAAUAACUUGAGUUAAUCUUGAGUUCUUUUAUUUAUAGUAAAAAAAAAUGUAAAAAAAAAAGAUGUGUUUUGAAAACAUAAAUAUUUUUUAUCAAUACUCAUUUAAAUUAUUGAUAUAUUAUGUAUUAUUAUUUAGCAGCAUAGAUAUUAAUUUGUUUAACUAUUUUAUAAAAGUAACAUGAAAAAAAAUUAAUGCAUUUAUAUAUUUUUUUCAAUUUAAAUAAUCUGGCAACUCAAAGUCAUAUCUGUUCAUAAAAAAAAGGACUAAUAAUUUUGUUAAUUUUUAAAUCUCAUAUAUUUUAAAUUAAUUUUACAUUUAUCAAGCAUCAAAGUUAAACAGGGGGCAGCUUGGGCAGGAACAAAACAAAAAAAAAAAAAUAAGAAAAACCGAUCCAUCAUAUGCAAUUAAAUUUCGCAUAUGUAUAAACUAGAUUUUAUAUUUAAAAAAAAAAUUUAUUAUAAAAUUGUUUUGAAUGAAUAUUUAAUAUAAAAAUUUGCGCCAAUAAGUGUAUAAUGUCCCCCCACGUGUGAGAGUAUUGACAAAGUUUAUCAAACUAAUAAUCAACAAGCUAAUUAACGAAAAAAAAAAAUAAAAAUAUAUAAAAAUAUAUAAAAAUAUAAUGCUUUUGUGGGCGCAUAUUUGUAGUUGAAUGAAAAUAAUAAAAUUUGAAGAAAGUACUUCAAUUGAAGGAGAAAUAAAAAAUGCUAUAAUUGUUUAAAUAAUAAUUUAAAAUAUAAUGAUUUAAAACACAGUCAAUUGCGAUUGAGAUGGGAGAUUAAUAAUAAAUUAUAAAAAAUAAAUAAAAAUAUGCACAAUGCUGUUUAACUUGUACUUGUUAAAUUCAUUAUUGUCCAAUUAUUAUUAUUAUUAAUAAUAAUUGUUUAAUACAAGAAUGCAUAGAUUAUUUAUACGUAGUUGAAAAAAUAUUAUUAAAUAACAAACAAAAUAUUAAUUAUAAUUAUUUAUAUUAUAUUGAUAAUUAAAAUUUUGACAUCUUGACAUGAUGUUGAUUAUAUUAUUGAUGAUAUUACAUUAUACAUAUCGAAAUUAAUAUACGUAAUUUGAUAAACAAAUAAAAUAAGCAAAAAAAAAAAAAA